GCCUCAGUUCUUCGUUUCUUCUUGAUCGCUGCGGUUCUACUUGCGAUCCGGCGAACGGAAUUCAAGACGAGAAAAAGACAUGCGGGUCAUUUUGUUAAUCGCGUGCCUCGCGGUGGCAAGUUGCCACGAAUUUAAAACAAUUCACUCGUGGAACUAUGUCGAGUUCAACUUUCCAAAUGCGACUAUUCAAAAUACACUAACGGCCAACGGUGAAUAUGUUCCUGAGAAUAAUAUGCCUCUCGGUGUACAAGUCUGGGAGGACAAAAUAUUCAUUACUGUGCCACGGUGGAAGAACGGAGUCGCGUCUAAUUUAAAUUAUAUCGCGAAGGAUGAUCCGUCAAGAACUCCAAAAUUGAAUCCUUAUCCAAAUUUCGAUACAAAUUACAUUAACACACCUGACGGUAUUGUCAGUAUAUUCCGUGUUAGAAUCGACGAUGCUUGCGGUCGAUUAUGGGGCGUCGAUACCGGUGUUAACGACAUUUUGGGUAACAGUACCAUAGUAAGACCAGUGAGAAUCAUCGUAAUUGACUUGAAAACAGACAAGAUAAUACGAAUAUACCCUUUGAAAAGCACAGAUCAAACGUCUAAUUCAUUUUUCGCUGAAUCGGUAGUCGAUUCUGAACCGGACAACUGUGAUAACUCGCAUCUUUACAUUUCCGAUUUAGGUGGAUACGGUAUGGUAGUUUAUAGUUGGGCCAAGAAUGAUUCCUGGAGAAUAACGCACAAUUUCUUCUACUUUGAUCCUCUCAGCGGUAAUUACAACGUCAGCGGAUAUAAUUUCCAAUGGACAGAUGGACUGUUUGGAUUGGCUCUAUCUCUGCCACGAGACGAUGGCUACAAAACUUUGUAUUUCCACCCGAUGUCUAGUGUGACCGAAUUCUCUGUUUCUACGGAAGUUCUGCAGGACAGUACAUUAACGAAGUCCAGCAACUAUUACGCUUUUCAUGUCGAGGGUGAUAAAGGCCCGUUCACUCAGGGACCAACGUCUGUGAUCGAUAUAAUGACUGGUAUCAAUUAUUUCGCUCAAGUACUCAGAAAUGGCAUCGCUUGUUGGGACACCAAUCACGAAUUGAAUCCAAGUACUUUCGUCCUCGUAGCUGAAGACAAUACGACGCUGGUUUUCCCUAACGACUUGUCCAUCGAUCGAUCCACCAACAUGUUAUACGUACUCUCCGACAAUUUGCCGCAAUUUUUAUUCUCACAGUACGACAUGAAGAAGCGUAAUUUCUUCCUUACAGCAACCAGCCUCGAAUCGUUGAGCAAAAUUUGCAAGAGGCGAAAUAUGAAUAUGCAGAGAAGACUUCCUCAUAUUCUUUAAUUAAUUAAACGCGGUUCCUUUAAACUUCAUUA
Habropoda laboriosa is the source of this 1350-nucleotide messenger RNA. It is a transcript of the gene Y-f, whose product is annotated as protein yellow-like. NCBI's taxonomy places the organism in Eukaryota, Metazoa, Arthropoda, Insecta, Hymenoptera, Apidae. The coding region runs from base 80 to 1318 and encodes 412 amino acids. The transcript is spliced from 6 exons. The record is from RefSeq and is a predicted model, not a curated record. Gene Ontology annotation, cellular component: extracellular region.